UCACGCCAGUCGCUCGCAGACUACAGCGUCCCUCCGUGCUACGACGCCGCCUAACACCCAACCACCCGACGGAACGAAGAUAGAGAGUACGCCCGUACACGCGUCGAGUUCCAACAAGACCCACACAGCCAAGGCCGUCCACGGGAAGAAUAGUCUGGCGGUUCAACGCCCGCAAUACGCCAAAGGGAUGCACUCUAAAAUUAGCGAAAUAGACUUUGAUAGCUUUCUGGAGCUGUUCAUGCCGGGUCCGGAUAUGCCAGCUGAGCUGGCGAACAAGAUCCCUGUCAUGGACAAUACGGUCCUACUGGGGACGAAAGAGACCAUUAUCUGUGAUGAAUUAUGCAAGGUUGCACAACCGAUCCUCGAUCACUGCCCUAGUGAAGACAAGCUGGUGGCAAAGAACACGAGCCACAAUCCUGACAACAGCGAUAAAGGAGACUAUGGCGAGAAGUUGAAGGUCGACGUUUCAUUCUACCCCGUCGACGACGACGCUCAGCGUGACUACAUCCGCCCUGAGUUGACAACCCCGCGUGCGGCCACUCGCUGGGCAUGGAUCUCAUUGUUCGUAGAGAUCAAGACAGCGCACAACAACUGCGCACUGCGGUUCGAGGACAAGAGAGUCACGAAGAAGGACCGCCGACGCAAGAAGGCUGCGGACGGCGGCGAGGAUGGCGGCGGCGAUGCCGAAGAUCUUGAUGGCCCUCAGGAAUCCGCUGCGGUAGACAAGGGCAAGGGGCGCUCUACCGACGACGGUGACCCGCCGAAACCGAAACCGAAACCAAAACCGAAGCCUUUCAUUCGUACUGGCGACUCGGGGGACAACGCACUCGGGCAAGUCGGGGAGUACGUCGCGAAGCUGUUCAGGCGGCAACACCGGCUGCACGUCUUCACGCUCUACGUCUUCAAGGGCCAGGCCCGUGUCAUUCGCUCUGACCGCGCCGGUUCAAUCGUGUCGACGGCUAUUGACUUCGAGAAGGAUCCCUCUUUGCUGCACAAGAUCAUAUGGCGAUAUGCGUGCCUGACGCAAGCCCAGCGCGGGUUCGAUCCGUCGGUGGUGCGAGCAACGCAGGAGGAGAUCAACGCCAUGAGAUCGUGUCCAACUAGCAAUGACGCGGCCAAGACCUAUCGCAGUGCCGCUCUGGAUAAGCCUGGCUGGCUGGUGUACAAGAUCACGAUGCGGCGCACGGACUUGAUCAACCAGCGGGAGAUGCAACCGAUCGCCGACGAAUAUUACGAACCCGACGAACCGAAGGCGCCGAACGAUGCUGCGGCGACUUCGAAUGAGUUAUGCUUCAUCGUCGGCAGGCACCUCUCUGCCACGGAUUCCCCGACUGGGCGAGGAAUGAGAGGCUACGUCGCCUAUGACGUGUCGCAUCGACGGUUGGUGUUUCUCAAGGACUAUUGGCGACCAUGUAUCGAGAGCUCGCUGUACGAAGGGGAGGUGUUGCAUUCACUGAGAAAAGGCGGGGUGCGAUACGUCCCAACGCCUCUGGCUGCCGGGGUCGUGCAGGAUGAGGCCGGCGUCCAGAAGACAUGUACGCAGGCGUUCUUGCCGAAAGAUGAGAGGACGGGGUGUAGUGCCCCCGCACAAGAGCACUAUCGUCUCGCCAUCAAGGAGAUUGGUGCACCGCUUGACGAACAUGAAAGUCCAUACGAACUCGUCAAGGUGAUAUGGCAUGCGCUCUACGGGCACAGACAGGCGUGGGAGCUGAAGGAACUUCUUCAUCGAGACAUCAGUGCCGGCAACAUUCUCAUCCUCCGCUACUUCGACAAGAACGGUAAAAUGCGGUCUAUAGGCAUUCUCAUCGAUUGGGACCUAUGCAAGAAAAAGAAGUAUCUCGAGACGGUGUUACGUCCAGCUCGCUCGGGUACGUGGCAGUUUAUGUCUGCGCGGCUACUCCGCAAUCCAGGGAAGAGACACGAGGUCGCGGAUGAUCUGGAAGCAUGCAUUCAUGUCCUCAAUUGGAUGUCUUUGCGCUUCAUCAAGCACAGCUUGACGACGAUUCCAAGUUUACUCUUGUCGCGCAUGCUGGUCUUAUACGAGGAGCAAGGUGUCGAGAAGGGUGACCAAUACAAGGCAGAGGUUGGUGGCGCACAGAAGCUCGAGUCCAUACGUAGCGGCAGACCAGCCGUCGAAGUCGCUCAGGACACUCCACUGGGCAGACUUCUUCGACGCCUCGCUACAAGUUGCCAACAACACUACCACGCGGUCGAGCCUGUCAUUGACCUCAAGUCGGAGUCGAGCAGUGCCCUGGCAGGAGCCCGAUCGGUUGCCCAUGAAGCACUGCCCAACUUGACGAACCCGUUCAAGGACAAUGCGCGAAAUAAGACGGUGGCAGCACCUAACGUUGAUGCCUACGAAGCGCUUUCGAAUCACGUGGAGGUGUUCGAUGCUUUCUGGGAUGCUCUCUGCGAGCCAGCCGAGGAGUGGGCGAAAGUCACUCGAACCAACGAUCAAUUCAAGGAGCCUGAGUUCGAGUGUUCCGCCGUUACUCAGCGCAGUGCAGCGCAGUCCAGCCAGCGGUCGUCGGCUUCGAAGCGGUCUCUCGAGGAAGAAUCGGUGGACUCGGAGCGACCUGGGCCCGCCAAACGAGCGAGGAGUACGACGACGGACCUUCAGUCGUUGCAGGAAAUACGGGAGGAGUAAUGAUGCCUUGCUGCGUUUGUUCCGUUUCAUACCUUCCCUGUAUUUAAGUGAGUCGGACUGCGUCGUGUGCAGAUACUAUCCGGACGAGUGUGUCUGCGUAGAUUUUCUUAUCGUCCUUGUUUGUAAUAUGCUCGUACGCUGUUGUCUCCUGUGAUCAAUCAUUAACUAUCACUGCUCCUCUGUGAUCACCCUGUAUGCGCUACGG
This is a messenger RNA of Rhodofomes roseus, 2852 nucleotides long. RefSeq lists its product as uncharacterized. The record is from RefSeq and is a predicted model, not a curated record. The transcript is spliced from 5 exons. NCBI's taxonomy places the organism in Eukaryota, Fungi, Basidiomycota, Agaricomycetes, Polyporales, Fomitopsidaceae. Gene Ontology annotation, biological process: protein phosphorylation. Bases 188 to 2647 code for a protein of 819 amino acids. Gene Ontology annotation, molecular function: protein kinase activity.